CCGCGCGCUCGCCGACCCCCGGGGCGGCUGCCGGGAGAGAUGCUGCAAGAAACUUCUUAAAUGACCGCGUCUGGCCGGCCGUGGAGCGCUUCUGGGUUGGGGAGAGGAAAGGAAAGUGGAAAAAAACUGAGAACUUCCUGAUCUCUCUCGCUGUGAGACAUGUCUGAGACUCCUGCUCAGUGUAGCAUUAAGCAGGAACGAAUUUCAUAUACACCCCCGGAGAGCCCGGUGCCAGGUUACGCCUCAUCGACCCCACUUCAUGUUCCAGUGCCCCGAGCACUCAGGAUGGAGGAAGACUCGAUCCGCCUGCCCGCACACCUGCGCUUGCAGCCAAUGUAUUGGAGCAGGGAUGACGUAGCCCAGUGGCUCAAGUGGGCUGAAAAUGAGUUUUCUUUAAGGCCAAUUGACAGCAACACGUUUGAAAUGAAUGGCAAAGCUCUCCUGCUGCUGACCAAAGAGGACUUUCGCUAUAGAUCUCCUCAUUCAGGUGACGUGCUGUAUGAACUUCUUCAGCAUAUUUUGAAGCAGAGGAAACCUCGAAUUCUUUUUUCACCAUUUUUCCACCCCGGAAACUCUAUACACACACAACCGGAAGUCAUACUGCAUCAGAACCAUGAAGAAGAUAGCUGUGUCCAGAGGCCCCCGCGGCCGCCCGUGGAGAGUGUGCACCACAACCCCCCCACCAUUGAACUGUUGCACCGCUCCAGGUCUCCCAUCACCACCAACCACCGGCCUUCUCCCGACCCUGAGCAGCGGCCCCUUCGCUCCCCCCUGGACAACAUGAUCCGCCGCCUCUCCCCGGCCGAGCGGGCCCAGGGCCCGAGGCUCCACCAGGAGAACAACCACCAGGAGCCCUACCCUCUGUCCGUGUCUCCCAUGGAGAACAACCACUGCCCGCCGUCCUCGGAGUCCCACCAGAAGCCCUCCAGCCCGCGGCAGGAGAGCACCCGCGUGAUCCAGCUGAUGCCCAGCCCCAUCAUGCACCCUUUGAUCCUGAACCCCCGGCACUCGGUGGAUUUCAAACAGUCGCGGCUCUCCGAGGACGGGCUGCACCGGGAAGGCAAGCCUAUCAACCUGUCACACCGGGAGGACCUGGCCUACAUGAACCACAUCAUGGUGUCCGUCUCUCCGCCCGAGGAGCACGCCAUGCCCAUUGGGAGAAUAGCAGACUGCAGGCUGCUGUGGGAUUACGUCUAUCAAUUGCUUUCUGACAGCCGGUACGAAAACUUCAUCCGAUGGGAGGACAAAGAAUCCAAAAUAUUCCGGAUAGUGGAUCCCAACGGACUGGCUCGACUGUGGGGGAACCAUAAGAACAGAACAAACAUGACCUAUGAGAAAAUGUCCAGAGCCCUGCGCCACUACUACAAACUAAACAUUAUCAGGAAGGAGCCAGGACAAAGGCUUUUGUUCAGGUUUAUGAAAACCCCAGAUGAAAUCAUGAGUGGCCGAACAGACCGUCUGGAACACCUUGAAUCCCAGGAGCUGGACGAGCAAAUAUACCAAGAAGAUGAAUGCUGAAAAGGAACCAACCCAGCACCUCAAAAGGCCGGCGGAACCCCCGGCCCAGUCCCCAGAUGGCGGAGGCGAGCUGGAGCAGUCGGGCUGAGAGGAGGAAGGGACCCAGACCCGGGAGCCACACUUCUCCUGCUUGCCAGGAGGGACCCCAGAGCACCUUAGACGACCCCCCACUCCGCCCCAACCAAGGCGGGGCUGGAACACUGGCCAGGGCAGAACCUGGGACGCGCAUUUCACGUUUCCUUCUCAUUUGGAAUCUGUCCAUCUGUGACUUCUCACCCUCCCCCUCUCACCUGUUACUUUCAUGGUGUUUUUGUUUCUUAAAGGACAUGCAGUUUGACUUUUUCAUCAUUCAUACCGGGGAAGACAUCGAGGCUGUUUUCCUAUGGAAAUGUAUCUGUUUUAUAUAUAUAUGCAUAUAUAUAUAUAUAUAUAUUUUGCAAAUCUCACCAAGUGCAGCAAGCCCAGCCAGUCAGGAGAGGAAAUGUUUGUGGGAGAGUUCAGGCUCCUCCUUUACCUGCUACAUGGAUCAGUUGGUUCCUUUGCCAGUGGGUUUUGGCUGAAACAAAAAAAAGAAAAAAGAAGAAAAAAAGAUGCUUUUUAAAAAAGAGAGUGACAUGGAGAGCUCUCUGUUCACUCGCUCUCGCUCCUCCUCUGCCUUCCUGCAGCCGCCCUUCUCCCACCUGCUGUUGAGUCCGAGAUGCCUUCAACAGAGACAUCAGUCUCAUGGAGUCUCAGAAACUGCUGACCCCUGUAGGGAAUCUGUGGCCUGGGUGCUCUGUGGCCAGUGCCCCAAAGCCAACCCCACACCCCCAAAACCCUGGAGCUGCCCAGUAGGCUGGGGACCCCGCAGCUUGGUGGUUCCCCAGCACUUAGGAUGGGGGGUUCCUCUGAGGAGGAAGUGACGUGGAAGGCCCAGCUUCUUGGGAUUAGCUAAGUGAAACACAAAGACCAGCCAGGCCUGCGGGCGUCCUAACUGGGUAAAAUGGCGAUUUUUUUAUCCCAAAGCAGCUGAUCGAGGGAGAGGGUGGAGGGGAGCAGGGGUUACCCGCUCCCCCCCAGAGGCCACCUUUGGUCCUUUUCCUGCCCUCGCCUAGUUUCUCUUCCUUUCCUAGCCUCUUCCCGGGUUUCCUGGGCCCUAUGAGGACCUUAGAGGGGAGGGUCUUGCUGUUCACUCUGUUGUUACCUGCGUUUCCCCAGCUGGGCAAACAAAAUGCCUCACAUCCAUUCCUUUCUCCUCCCGUCCUCCUUUCACAGGCCCUUGGUUUCCAAAUGGACCCUUUUCUGGCUUUUUCACAAGGUCAAUCUUGUCAAACGAGGGAAAUGCCACUUCUUCCUACUUGUGAGGAUCACCUGUUUUUAAAGAUCUAGCUUCGACUAUUUUUGCUUUCUCCGGCCAUCUAAAUGGACUCUUUCAACAUAGGUCCAGAAUCCAGUGUGAGGUGGACAGUCCUUUAUAAUCCAAGAGGCUAGACCUACCAACCAGAGCACCUGUCGCUCUGUUCCCUCUGAGUAGUGGGGUGAGCAUCCCAACCCCCCAGACUUGUUCUUCAGCUAUUUGAGUUGAAUCAGGCACUUGGGAUGGGCACACACAGGCUGCAGGACUUCCUACUGAGGAAGACACCAGGCUGGGGGUUGGAUGAGCGGAGUGCCUGGGCUCAAGGGCACUUGGCCUCGAAGCCUCCUCUCCUCAGACCACAAGUGGCACACAUGGUAGCCAGCCACUCUCCCUUCGGCCUGCUGUGAGGUCAGGGCCAGGUGGUCCCCUUUAAGUGGGUUUUACCCCCCUCUGCUUAAAUGAGGAUGCUGCCCAACUGGAUUCCAGGGUGCUACAGUGGCCUCCAGGAAAGUCCAGAGCACCCAGCAAAGUAUUUCCCACCCGCUGAGAUGACUGAUGACUCUUAGCUAGGGAGAAUAAGUCAAAUGCCUGCCUUGUGUGGAAAGGCAUUGGCUCAAGGGCUGGAGAAGAAGGGAAGGUUUUAACAGAGGCCUUUGGUGUCACUCUGGAAUGAGACUCAGCGGGAGGGUGCCCCACUACUAAGGUGAGGACAGCUUCCCCAGAUAGAAGGACUCAGGACUUAGCGUUUAACGAAUCUUACAGUUGAACUUUGAGGAACACCUCUUUUUGCCCCAUGGCUUUGUACAGUUGAAGCAGUUGCUUCUGAGAAUCAUGUGGAAGAGCUGGGUGGUGCUCAUGUCAAUGGUGUUUGUGUUUCUGAUCCAGAACCUCCCAGUAAAGGCUUCCUGCUGAUCUCCUUAGCAGCAGAAGUCAUAUUUAGCUCUCAGAGGAGAAAACCCAGGCAGUGCUCACCCCUGGGGCACGGUAUUCACACACUGCAGAGCCCAAAGAUUUCCUAUUCCAUUCAGCACCCUCGCAUCUGCUGGAUACUAGGAGUAAUUAGAGAAAAGUCAGACACAAUCACUCCCCUCCAACAGACUGGUCUCCUGUCCACACAAUCUGUCUGGCAUGAAAUUGUUCGCUUCAACACUAAGGACGAGGGGUAAUGAAAAUGUUGCCUGAGACCAAGUUCAAAGCGCACCUAUGAGCGGAACGUUGGUCUUUUCCUGCCCCUAGCAUGGAAUUCUGGCUUCAACAUCCAAAAUUGGGACUGGGAGACGCAGGGGAGACAGCACAGGGAGGGGGCAGGAGUUCUCGCCGUUGUCUUGAAAUUCCCUCGCCUCUUUUCCUCCUACCCCGUGGGUUAACCGGGCUGCCCCCUCCCCCGGGAGGAGCAAGCAAUGGCAGCUGACUGGGCUGGCUCUGGGGAAUAAAGCUGUGCCCAAGACAGUCCUAAGCCUCUUGGUUCUUGGCAACUUGGUCUUUUGCCUAAGGCAGAUUUCCUAAUGCUGCAAGUCCUUUGUGGGGUGGGGAGCCUCAGGAAAAGAAAACCAGAUGGAUUUUCUCCUCUGGCAUCCUCAGAUCCAUUGUCUUUUUUAUACUGACAUCUUGUCCAAAUGAGACUGUAGAUUCAGCUGAAAUGUAAAUGGCUCUGACAGGUUCCCUCUCAAUGGCUGAGUUACCACCAUGUCCACCUUUCACUGCCUGGCAUCCAGUUCUGAAUACAUUUUGGAAACAUUAACCUGCUUGUGCAGGACAAAACCUGAGUAUCUGAGAGUUUAAGGUGACUGACAGCAUGUCGGGUGGGGCUCAGUCCUGCCAUCCCUACCGCAAAAGCUGGAGAUAACAUGUCUGGGAAAAUACACCAAGAACAAAGGUCACUUCGGUUGUCCAAGCAUUUUGGUGCUAGUUCUCCCCCCCAACCCCCCCACGGCCACUCUUGGGAGCAAAAUCCUGAAAUGGAAGGAGGGAGAAAGGAAGCCAGUGGGGUAGAGACAGGGGCACUGAUCCCUGCCUGUCCAAAACCACAGAAGACUAAUCUGAUUCUCUUCUGGCCCCGUCUGCAUCAACACUAAACAACAAACUCCCUGAGUCUUUCACACACGCCAAGUGAACAUUCUUGAUUUCUCUUUGUCAAACACCUGCAAACCAGAACGAAUCUAGAAUUCUUUUUUUUUUUUUUGGUUUAAUUUCUAAUCUGUUGUUUAUGAGUUGUGGGGUUUAUAAGGGACUGAAUCAAAUGAAUGUAACAAAAAAAAAGAAAAAAAACAAAAAAAAAUGCCUUUUCUCAGGGCCAGUGAGUUGCAAAUAAUUUU
Molecule: messenger RNA, 5169 nt
Organism: Condylura cristata (star-nosed mole)
Lineage: Eukaryota; Metazoa; Chordata; Mammalia; Eulipotyphla; Talpidae
Gene: ETV6
Product: ets variant 6
Exons: 8
Coding region: 160-1518 (452 amino acids)
Biological process (GO): cell differentiation; regulation of transcription by RNA polymerase II
Cellular component (GO): nucleus
Molecular function (GO): sequence-specific DNA binding; DNA-binding transcription factor activity, RNA polymerase II-specific
Source: RefSeq, a predicted model, not a curated record